Messenger RNA from Candidula unifasciata, 803 nucleotides. Lineage: Eukaryota; Metazoa; Mollusca; Gastropoda; Stylommatophora; Geomitridae. The record is from the annotation of a GenBank genome assembly.
UGAACCGGUUAGGGGAGAUCCGAAACGACCAUGACCCAAACAACACGUUUGAGGGAGACAACAAUGUCAUACUACAACAGACCAGCCUAUAUCUGUUGUCAUUUCUUGAGGAUGCCACUUCAGGUAGAUCAAUAAAAACUCCCUUGGGGUCUGUGAACUUCCUGUCUGAUUUACCCAGAAGGCUUCAGUCCAAGUUUACAGCUGGCAGUAUCGCAGAAUGCCUAGAUCCCACAGUGACCCUAGAAGCUUACAAAUGGCUGGUCUGCUAUCUGCUGGUGGAGAGCAAUCGACGGCUCACUGAGCAGACGCAGGCGGGAAAAGAUUCCUUCACUGCGCGGAAUGACAGUCAAGCUUAUUACUGUCGGUCGCUGGCACUAGCUUACAUCGAGCAUGACGUUCUGGAACGGUUUGUGAAAGCCACACGAGAAAAGAACGAUGAGCCAACUCCAGAAAAACUCCGACCUGUCUUAAACAAACUGUGUGCACUCUUCGGCUUGUGGAGUAUUGAAAAGCAUAUAGCAACAUUGUAUCAAGGCGGGUACAUAGUGGGUGGUGACCCACCUUGGUUCAUCAAAGAAGCCAUCUUGCAACUUUGCCAGGAAAUUAAGCCUGAUGCUGUGUCACUUGUGGACGCUGUAGCUCCCCCAGACUUCAUCUUGAACUCUCCCAUUGGAAGUUCAGACGGGCAGAUUUACAAGAACUUGUACGGAGCCAUGAUGCAAGGCAGCAAGGCACUGGAGAGAGCCACCUACUGGAGAGAGGCCGUAACUCCGCCGACAAAGUUACCCCAAGCCAAGUUGUGA